UCCCAGGUGCUGUGUGUUGCUGCCAAUGUUCUGUGGUUGCCAAGACACCAACCAACCACCAGAUUUUUGAAAAAACUCCCAAGAGAGUACAGGAAAUACAGACAAGUCGAGUUAACUGGAAGUGGUGCAUUUGGGCCCCAAAUCUGAGGAUGCUUAGCCCUGUGACAGCAUCGCAAUGGUGUUCAGCUACACCCAGCCAGGCUCCCCCUAUAGGGCCAUUUCCCAGAUAUAUCUGGGUCCACCAGCAUACCCCACAAGACAGCCUUGACAAGGCAUGUUAUGAAAUCUGGAAGCGAGUCCAGAGCUCACUAGAAGAUAUUAAUUCUGGAAAACUAAGUAAACCUCUAGCUUCCGAGAAAAUAAAGAAAAGAGAAGCAGCUGGCACCAAGAAAAGAGAUAUUGCAUCUAUGAAGAUGAAAAGAUCAGUAGAAAGGACGACUGACAAAUAUGACAUUUUUUGCCUGGUUGCGCAAGAGUACUGCUGCUUAUUGAUGGAAUCCACUGAAGGCAAAGAGUGCCAAAAAAAAGACUUCCUUGUUGAAGAUGCACAAAAAGAACAAGUGAAGGAGAAGCUUUGCGCAAAGAAAUGUGAUCAAAAAGAUACACAUCCAAGUGCUGGAAAGAUAUCAACAAGCAUGGCAUUGCUCAACCAUAUGGAAGUAUGUAGAGUGGAUAAAACAUCAAGACUCUCUGUGUCAAGUUCCAAAAAAGACAGACAGCUGGAAAAGAAAAAAGAUGAACCAGAGAAUAAGCCCAAACUAAUAGACCAUAAAGAGAAAGUUGACAGUAAGAUAAAUGCCAGAUUUGCAAUAAAAGCCACAACUCCAACUCCUAGACAGAACAAGCAACCUUAUACAGGACAUACUUACCCUUCACAAAUAUCAUAUUUUUCUUCAAUUAUAAGAAAUAAUAUGCUCUUAAACACCUUUCCAAGAGGUCAAAGUUUUGUACAAUAUCAGCAGAGUUCAUUUCACAAUCAGCAGAGAUUCUGGAUGCCGCCCUUCUCGCCAGUUCUUCAGGCACAUGUGGGAGGAUACAUCGGAAUGUUUAACCCUCAUCAGGUUGCCCAGACUCUGUUCUACUCCUCUUAUCCUUCGCUGUUCAGUUUCAAUCCAUAUUUUCAGCCUGAUUAUAUUCAUCAACAAAGGAACUUUCCAAAAGGCAAUACUAACAUGAAGUUCCCUCCUUUACUAGCUGGAGAUGGACUUCCUUAUCAGUUCCCUCAUCCACACAGGUUCAAUCCCCCGUUUCCAGGAGCAGGAAUGAGCAAUGCAUAUUUUACUUACAGCAGAAAAUAAAUUAUAUCACUUUGAUUGUUUAUCAGGUUAUAAAGCACAGGAAAUUUUGUUGGACAUGCAAGCUUAUCUCCUGUGGAAUUAUUCUUCAGAUUGCAAUAUCUCUGAUGUUUCUUCAGCAGCAGAAUUCAAUUCUUGGGACGGAGGUUUAUUAGCAAAACUUGCAUUGUUCUUGGCAUUUUGCAAGAAGUUAUAGUGAAUGUGACUGCUUAUGAAUGUUGUGGAUUAUUCUAAACCUGGCUAUCCUGUGCUUAAAUAAACAGUUAUACAAUGGAAA
Molecule: messenger RNA, 1572 nt
Organism: Xenopus laevis (African clawed frog)
Lineage: Eukaryota; Metazoa; Chordata; Amphibia; Anura; Pipidae
Gene: c2h1orf94.L
Exons: 8
Coding region: 150-1298 (382 amino acids)
Source: RefSeq, a predicted model, not a curated record